Psilocybe cubensis is the source of this 6549-nucleotide messenger RNA. RefSeq lists its product as uncharacterized. Gene Ontology annotation, molecular function: zinc ion binding; guanyl-nucleotide exchange factor activity; DNA-binding transcription factor activity, RNA polymerase II-specific. Gene Ontology annotation, biological process: positive regulation of transcription by RNA polymerase II; regulation of ARF protein signal transduction; negative regulation of transcription by RNA polymerase II. The coding region runs from base 1 to 6549 and encodes 2182 amino acids. The transcript has 14 exons. Lineage: Eukaryota; Fungi; Basidiomycota; Agaricomycetes; Agaricales; Agrocybaceae. The record is from RefSeq and is a predicted model, not a curated record.
AUGACCUCUGACAUCCACAACCUCUCGCCCCAGGAGUGGUCUCAGAUAUUCUCCGCGCCCCUCAACCCGACUGUCUUUGCUGCUCUCGCCGCCAAUGGCGUCCUCGGCGAUCCCCCCGCCCCGCCCCCAGCCCCAGACUCCUGGUCCCAGUCCCAUCGCCAUCCAUCGGCCUCUACUCUGCCGCCCUCUCUUUGGAUGUCCGCCGCGAGCAGCAGCUACCAUCCGCCGCCCCAGUCCCAGUCUCACUACCCCCCAGUCUCUGUCCCAGGCUCUGUCCCAGUCCCCGUCCCAGGCCCUGUCUCUCUCCCAGACUCCUCCCCAGUCUCCCCCUCGACAGAGUCCAAGUCGACCCUCUUCACUGACCUCUUCUCUGACGAUCUCUUCCAGCCACCUCUUUCCCCUCAGCCAACUUCCCCCUUCACCAGUCCCCGUGUAUCUGGUUCCCCUGUUCUUGGUGGUCCUCCAGACACCGAUGUUGAUCCAGAGCAGCUUGCAAAGGAUGAUCCUCUCGCAACCCAGGUCUGGAAGAUGUAUGCCCGCACAAAGGUCACCCUACCCCAUGCUCAGCGUAUGGAGAAUAUCACCUGGCGUAUGAUGGCCCUUGCUCUCAAGAAGAAAAAGGACGACGACGACCCUCGUCCUGCCGAUCCCCCAUCUUCUGUUCCAGAGCAACCUCCCCCACCGCCUGUCGUCUCUUCGCCCCCCCAGUCUCAGUCUCAGUCGGCUCCCCAUCCCGUAGACCAGCAGCCUGACGAGCGUGGUCGCAGGAUCGACAAGGGCAAGGCCAGAGUCCGUGUCGUCGGCUUCGAUGCUCUCGGUCAGGACUCUCUUCUUGACGAUGAAAACGUCGUCUCUAUGGACUGGCGGGCAAUGAGCAGAUCGCGUUCUCGCAUCUCUAUGGAUUGGCGUCCCACCUCUCGCUCCCGAUCUCGUCCGCCAGAGUCCACGACGAGUGCAACCACUUUUGAUCAGCAUGUUGGUCUUCAGCCUGGCUACGACAGUCAUUUCUCCUUUCCCACAAUAGAACGCGGCCCGACCAAGAACAUUCCCACUACUUCUCUCUUGUCUGCAGGUCGUCGCAGUCCUCUUUUUGAUCAGCAGCUCGGUGUUCUCUACGAGUCCAACGACGCUGUUCCUUAUUUUGACGCUCCAGAUUCCUAUACCGGCCCCAGUCGCUAUCCCGUCUUCAACACCGCUAUUCCCUCUUCCCUUCCCUCAGCCGGUCUCCAUGGCUUCAAUAGAGUUCCAGUUCCCCCAAAGGAUAACAGGCCCUACGCCCGUAUUCGCAAGACAAGUUUUGAUCACACAGUUCGCAAAUCACGUCAAAACUCAAAGUCAAACCUUUCUAUCGACUCCCUCUCAGGCACAAAGCGCCCUGCAGACGCUCUCCUUAACGACAGCAUCCACCAUCCUAGCUUGGAUCAUUCCGAGCAGGAUUCUGCACCUUCCUCCUCCUUCCCUUCCUCCUCCUUCAACUUUUCCUUCCCACCUUACGAUGGCGUCUUUGAUCUUCCUUCUUCCAAUGUCCACUAUGGCCCGCCUCCUCCUUCGAGCUAUCUCCAGCAUCCUCGCCAUCGUUAUCACUCUACCUCCACCUCCCCUUCAGAGGGCCUAUCCGCGGCUGCUGUAGCCGCUUCUGCCGUCAUGGCCGAGGGUUAUGCUCAGCUCAAUGCCGUAACAGGCGCAGAUGAACUUGAUUACCGCCAACUGAUGGGUCUUGUCUAUCCCAACAUCGACACCUCGGCCUCUUCAUCCUACACCCACGUAGACCCAACUCAGAUCCUUCACGACAGCUCAGGCAAUGGGAAUUAUCCAUCUUUCCACGCGAGCCCGUCCAGUGACGAAUGGGGAAAUGGUCCCAGUUCCAAUGCCUCCCCUGAACCUUACAAUGUAUCCAACGCAUCUACUCCCCCUUCUACAGAGGGAACAUCAUCAACUACACAACAGCAGCCUUCUCGUCGCAAAUAUAUUUCGCUGCAACAAACUGCCCAAGAAGUCCAGAGAAGUAGUACGGUUCCGUCACCAGGAGCGACAGAACCGCCCGAAGACUCCAAACCUGCUCUAACGAGCGGAGAAGAUGCAGAUCAGACUCCGACUCUGUGUACCAACUGUCAAACCACCAACACACCACUGUGGAGACGAGACCCCGAAGGUCAGCCGCUGUGUAACGCAUGUGGUUUGUUCUAUAAACUGCAUGGUGUCGUACGCCCCCUUUCUCUAAAGACAGAUGUCAUCAAGAAGAGGAAUCGAGCAUCAGGCACACCGAGCAACAAUUCACGGAAAGGAGGGGUUUCUACGCUUCCCAAGUUGGCAUCAUCGACGACCCGUCCUCGAUCACAGUCCAGCUCACUACUGACAGGGUUAACAAGGGGUGUGAUGCCUGCACCCCGUCCCCCCAACGUCGCUCUUGGUCCAAUUACGAUAAAGCGCCAGCGGCGGACAUCCGGAACGGCUCCAGAUAGUCCUCGUUCGGCGUACCCAUCUGGUCUCCAGCCAGUCGCGCAUAAUGAUCUGAAUAGUGGGAACGGGACCGCCAGCGGGAGUAGUGGGAGUAAGCAGAUACAUCGCAGAGUGUCACGCACCGACCUCGAUUUUGAGCAGGCUCUCAAGCAGGAAGGAACGGUUGUGCUCAAAGAGGGCCUGGAUGUGAAUUCGCUAGGAGUCGAACAGAGUCCGAAUCGAAGCUUUGCUAGCGCUAGUGGGAGUGUGCCUGCGACGCCACAGACGCAGAAUCUGAAUCAGAGUACCAGGGGCAUCACAAGAGUCUCCCUGCAGCCUUCGACGCCGACGGUCCUCCCGCCGACGCCAACUCCGCUGAGGAGACUAUCGUCCAGCACGAACAGCACCUCCAAUAACAACAAUACUAACACCCAUUUGGUCACGACCACUUUGCAGCAACUGGGUCCGUCACCGUCCUCAUCUUCGCAUGAUUUAGGCAUGGACGCCGAGGAGGCAGAAAGGCAGACAAAUAGGCGGUCGAUGUACCGCUCUCCGGGGACCUCAAGUUCUCCAGAUCUCGCGACGCUGUUGAGAAAGGCAAAAGAGCGGGGAGGCGCGGUGAUGGGCGGGAGUACGGGGGCGAGUGGUGUGGCCGGGAGUGGGAGCGCUCAGAUACGGAGAGGUCGCGACUCUUCGCCACCGCCCCCCUUACCUGACCAUAGUAGGGUCCAGCAUCCAGCGUCCUCAUCGACUCUGGUGGCCUCCCCCAAUUCAGAGGGCCCUUCAGAUUGGGUGUUUGCGAGUCCACUUCGGCAGAAGGAGAGUGGGACUGUUAAACCUCAAAAAUCAUCUGUGAGAGCCAAGACAAGUGCACUGUGGGGAAAGAUGAUGGGCCAAAAUACUGUUAGGGAACGUUCGAAAACGGACGCUUCGCAGCCGCCUUCAUCCUUGGUAAAUUCAUUCACACCGCCUCCACCCGUACCUGCAAUCCCUGCGGAACAUCGUUCGCCCAUUCCUGAAUCCUAUUCGACCAUGCGUGUGCCAGAGAAAGACAGGGAGAAGGAAUCGAGGACACCUCAGAGGGGGUUGCCAUCAAGGAAACCUCUCCCACCCAUCAUUAGUAUGCAGGACAACGCCACCACUACCUCUCCGUAUACAGACAAAUCCACCCCUCUACCGCCUAUUCCUGUCACGCCGAAACGGAGAAGCAUGAGCGUUAGCGAGACUGUGAAGACUAUCGCCAACGUUAACAUUGAUACUCCUGCAACCCCUGAACCACCGACGUCGCUAAGUGGACUGCUAGACGUGUUCAAGGGAGAACUGUCCACUUUGAACACCGUGCCAUUGGACCUUCGCGAUCCAGCAAGUACACGGCGGUCUGUUGAUACUGCUGGUGGCACCAAGGAACUCCCCACCAAGGGUGACGAUGCUAUUUUCGCACCUACCGCACUGAUACCUCCCCGCAGCUCCUCCUUGCAACUGUCGCCUGCCCAUGCCGCCGCUGCUACUUCUAGCUCGACGCAGUCGAGGCAGCUGUCUCCUCUGCGAUCGAGGAGUGGUCCUGCUCCCAGCCAGAGUCAAAGCCAACAGCAGAGUCCCACUCUCAGCCCACGCGGCGACAGCAAUCGGCUGAGGGUGCUACACCGGUCAACGGCAUCGAGCUCCGAGCCAUCCCUUGUUUCAGCAAUGGACGAAGACCAGCUGGCGAUCAAGUUAAGAGCAGCAGCUACCAAGAGAAGCUCGCAUAAUUUUGUCGCGUCUUCAUCAUUGUCUGUUCCCUCGUCUUCGUCCUCUGGAACACCGAUUAUUACUGGUGAGGAUAACGAGGAUAUGGAGACGAGAGGUAAAGAUAUGGCUUCGCGGUGCUGGAACGAGGAUGAAGAUUUUUUGGCCAAGGAGAAAAUUGCGGAAUGGUUGGGUGGACAUGGCCUCAUCAAUAAGGUUGCGCUGAAGCAUUACGUCGACUUUUUCGAUUUCGCAGGACUUCGCUUGGACGUUGCUUUUAGACGGCUGUGCGGAAAGCUGUACUUGAAAGGCGAAACACAGCAGGUGGACAGGAUUCUUGAACAAUUCAGUCGUCGAUAUUGGGACUGUAACCCUGGUGGUGUUUAUGGCAGCGCCAAUAUUGUACACGCUGUGUCAUAUUCAUUGCUAUUGCUCAACACCGAUCUUCAUGUCGCGGAGCUGAGCUCUCGUAUGUCUCGCAUGCAAUUUGUACGAAACACUAUGGCGGCCAUUCAGUCGCAAAUCCAGUCAAACUCGGAGGCGCGGUUAUCAAACUCUGACCUCACGUAUGACGAUUGUAGUAGUAGUACGCGUGGCUCAGAUGACACUGAAAUGAUGGGCACUCGUUCAAAGAGAAGCGAUUCCAUCACCAGCUGGAACAGUGUGUCGAGGGAAGCUAUCUUGUCGCUUCCGGUUUCUCCAGCAUCGCCGGCGGAAAAGCUGGGUUCUGUACUGCAGUCGAAUGGAAGUACGGCUUCCGUGCAAAACUCCAACGUUCAUGAUCAGCAGCAGCAACAGCAGGUGACACCUAGUCGGCAAAAUACUCGUGCUUGGGAAAAUGAUUUGGAGGGUCUACUCAAGGAAAUGUAUAAUGCCAUCAAACACCAGCAAAUUCUGCAACCACUGAAUUCGAGCUUGACAAGGUCUUCAGUGUCUUCACUUAGCCCUGCGGGUAGUGGCAUGAUACGAAACCGGAGCCUUCGAAGCCAGCCUGACCGGUUGACGACUUUGAAACGGGGCAGUAUACGGGGAAUACAGUCCAUUCUCAGCGUACAAUCUGGUACCAGUCCCUACAGUAGCAACAGCAGCAUCGAUGGUAGAGUCAGUCCAUCUCCCAGCUUUGCUACUUCUACCCACGAGGCCAUGUACGGCUCAAGCUCUUCGUUCCUCAAUCCAACAUUAGGAUUUGCGUCUAAUCUGUCUCACACCAUCAUCCGUGAAGCACAAGAGGACGAUGACAGAAGUGUGCACAGUGAAGAUUCAACCUCUACCACUAUCAGUAUCUCCGAUGAGGAAUUGGCUCUCCUCGGUGCACCUUGGGCAAAAGAAGGUAUGCUGUGUCGUAAACAGUAUUGGGAAUCUGCGGGCAAGCGGGCCAAAGACAAGGCAUGGCUGGAUGUUUUUGUAGUCAUCCAAAAGGGUCAGCUCAACAUGUUCACUUUUGGGGAUCAUACAUCUGGCGCAACGGGCACUUUUGGAGGAGGGAAUUGGCUUGCCAAUGCGCAACCGGUUGGCGAAAUUUCCCUUGCUCACUCACUUGCGCACGCGUUACCUCCUCCCGGUUACAACAAAAGGCCUCACUGCAUGGUCCUGACCUUGGCCAAUCGCGGCGUAUACUUCUUCCAAGCAGGAACAGAGGAGCUCGUUAAUGAAUGGGUGUCCACAUGCAACUACUGGGCAGCUAGGACAAGUAAAGAACCCCUGGCCGGCGGUGUCUCGAAUAUGGAGUAUGGUUGGAGCCGAGUGGCUGAUACAUAUGGUUCUGGGCGCAAUCAAUCGCAGGUCGAUUUCCAACGAGAGCCUGAGAUUCCAGACACCAUCAGCGUGCGGAGUGGUAAAAGCACGAGGAGUAAAUAUGGCUGGAAGGAUGGGUCUGCUACUAUCCGGGGGCCCUAUACGCCUAAAUCAGAUAAAACCUUCAUCAACGAAUGGAAACCGCCUUUGCCGCCCACUGUGGCCAGUGUUCAUGACGAAGAGACGCAACUCGAGGCUUUGCGAAAGCAUGUGGCAUCACUCAAGAAAGACCUUGAGGUUCAUAAUGACCUGCGGGAGCCCAUGGCAGCUUUGUAUUCUGCCAGGUCUUCCAACGCCAUGAAGGCGCAAAGCAACUGGGAAGAAAAGUCACAAUAUCUCCUUAGGGAGAUCGUCAAGUAUGAUUUGUACAUUGACUCUCUCCAGUCAGCUAUGUCACUACGCUUGAAAAAGCGUGGAGAAAAGGCGUUAGAACAUGCUCUUAGCCAUUCCCACCCUGCUGAUGAAGAACCACUCUCCAGUUCGCAGAAAUGGAAAAUCUCUAAGCUUUCUAUCGCGGAGGAACCUGAACCGUUGACGCCGGGCCCUCGACAGCAAGUUCACAAAAAUGAUAUGGACAGCAACGAUGAUUGA